Messenger RNA from Notothenia coriiceps (black rockcod), 1494 nucleotides. Its product is annotated as BTB/POZ domain-containing protein kctd15. Gene Ontology annotation, molecular function: protein binding. The transcript has 5 exons. Lineage: Eukaryota; Metazoa; Chordata; Actinopteri; Perciformes; Nototheniidae. The record is from RefSeq and is a predicted model, not a curated record. Gene Ontology annotation, biological process: protein homooligomerization. The coding region runs from base 829 to 1494 and encodes 221 amino acids.
GCUUUCUGCAGCAGCAUGCAUGUCCAUAGACGUCAUUUGAUUUUAACGGCCUGCAGGAAAUUUGGUGUUACAACUCCAGACAUUAAGGCGAGAGAGGGAGAGAGGGAGAGACAGAGGGGGGAAAUCACCGCGUGAAAGAUAUUGGUUCAAGGAUAUCUUUUCAUUUUCAACAUAUUUUUCCUACUGGGACUUUAUCAACAAGUUACUGCGCCUUUUAUUGCAUGCUGCCUGAGUGAAGGACUAUGGCUUUAAACUUUAGAUCCAGGCUGGAGAUGGAGAUGGAAAUGUAUGCCUACUAGCUGGAACUGCCUGGGGAACUAUUACAUCAGACGAAAUGACAAUGAUUAAAAUCUGCUUUUUGCUGCUCUAAAUCCAUUGAGCGACAGUUGCCUGUUAGGUUUCCAACCCCCUACAACUUCACACCGUUAAGGGAACCCGUCUACUUUAGCUGGGGUAAAAAUUAGACAAGUUAUUAUAUCUUUGCAGUCAUAAUUUCGGGAAUAAGGAGGGGGUAUAUCACGUUUUUUCUUCCUUGAGAAAAUUGCCUGGGCGAGAGAGUGGAGUUGAGCUAAUUGUAGCCUAAUCCCUGGCCCAGAGGCACUUGGGCUGCCCGGAGCAAGAUCUUUCUUUUUCAGCUCUGCUCUGUUAUUUAGAGACGGAUUAUUGGCUUUCUUCUUCUCAUAACAAACCACAGGGGCAGUUUCAUUUAGGCAACAAAAAGCAAGAACAAGAAGAAGCCGAAAAAACGAAGCAGGAAUCCAACAAGAGCGCACAAUUUUACGCGUAUCCAAAAUAAGAGCACAGAAGAGGAAGGAGAUCAUCUCAUCUAUGUACAAGGAGGGAAGAAGCAUGUCUCGGCUGUCUCUGACCCGGUCCCCGGUCUCUCCUCUGGCCUCGCAGGGGAUCCCUCUGCCGGCUCAGCUGACCAAAUCAAACGCCCCGGUGCACAUCGAUGUCGGGGGACACAUGUACACCAGCAGCCUGGCGACCCUCACCAAGUACCCAGACUCCAGAAUCAGUCGUCUGUUCAAUGGCACGGAGCCCAUCGUGUUGGACAGCUUGAAGCAGCACUACUUCAUAGAUCGGGACGGAGAGAUAUUCCGCUACAUCCUCAGUUUCCUCAGGACCAGCAAACUGCUCCUUCCAGAUGACUUCAAGGACUUCCACCUGCUGUACGAGGAGGCGCGUUACUACCAGCUGAUGCCCAUGAUCAAGGAGCUGGAGCGCUGGAAGCAGGACCGAGAGCAGCGGAGGACGAUGCAGCCGUGCGACUGCCUGGUGGUGCGAGUGACCCCCGACCUGGGAGAGAGGAUCGCUCUGAGCGGGGAGAAGGUCCUCAUCGAGGAGAUCUUCCCCGAGACCGGAGACGUCAUGUGUAACUCUGUGAACGCCGGCUGGAACCAGGACCCCACACACGUCAUCCGAUUCCCCCUCAACGGAUACUGCAGGCUCAACUCCGUGCAGGUACCACGACAGGACGCACAACAGGAGUAG